AUGAGUAGAAUAGCUAAUGCGCGAGUACUUUGGGAUGAACCUGGGGAGCUGCUUAAGUCUAUGGUCGAAGUGCAAGAUGUGAGACUUUCGACGAAUAAUGCCGUGACGGGUUUUCCUGUGUCGUAUUGUAGGCGAAUGACAAGCAAUAUGGCGUUUUAUCAUUAUAAAGGAACUUUCAAUCCUUUGUUGAAGGGGAAAGACAAAGUCUUUCAGAAAAAUCGGAAGAAGUCCAAUCAGUCUAAACUGAGUCUAGGCGGAGGUGAAAUAUAUAGUAAAGUGUUAGAAAGCAAAAAGAGAAGAUUUCUGAUUCAUCAAGAUUACUCACAAGGCAAAGAACUUUUCUCUAUCGCGGUAUAUGAUGACACUGGAACCAGAUGUCCAUUGCUACCUCAGCCGAUCGGUAUGAAUUAUAGUCUCAAGAAUGAUGUUUCGGUUGGACAGCAUAUCCGAUCACCUCUUAACUUCUCUGAUCAGACGUAUAUUGUGUCUUGCGAUUGUGUUGAUGGAUGUUCAUCAAGCUGUAUUUGUGCUCUAAUGACAAAUGACAUGGAUGAUGUAGAAGCCCGGUCAUCGUUGAAACAGAACAGAGGUCUAUUGCUUCUGAGCAACGAUUUUCUGAAUAGAAAGCUCCUUGUGUGUUGUGGAGACUUGUGUAAAUGCCCACCAACUUGUAAGAGACGCCUCGAGAACCUGAUAAAACCAAAAAAAUUUGAGAUAUAUAAGUACAACGAUGACGUGGGUUAUUGCCUAAGAACCAUGAAUAAUAUCACUUAUGGAGAGCUUGUAAUUGAGUUUGUCGGCAAGAUCAAAGUUAAUCCUGACCACGUGAGUGAGGAUUAUGCUAUGCUCAUUAGCAAGUAUGACGAUACUGAUCUCAUGAAAACGUUGAUGGAAACUACUUAUGAGUACAUUGAUGAGGACGCAUGGAGAUCUUACCAAUUCGAAGAAAUCCAUUUGGAUCCUUAUGACUUCGGCAAUGCUUCCCGUUUUCUCAAACAUGCUUGUAUUCCAAAUACAUAUCCAAUAAGAGUUAUCGUAAACGACUUCCGCCCCUUUAUGCAUAGAUUUGUGUUCGUGGCAACAGCACCAAUUCCGGCUGGAGCCGAGCUAACAUUCGAUUAUGGACGGGACUAUUGCAACCGCCUUGAAAUGCACUGUAAAUGCAAUGCAAUUUUUUGUGUUCAGCAAAAAGAACGUUACACGAAAAUGUCGCCAACGGCAGUCUCAGGCGUGAUAAAUGCUUAUACGGAAUCACUGAUAACUGCGGCCAUUGAGAUGGAUCAUAUACGUGAACAGUUUCUAAAAGAGCAAUCAGAUGCAAGAAAGCGGAGGAAUGGAAAUCUGGUUAAAGAUAUUCUGGUUGAAGUAGUACAGGACGAAGAAGCAGAGGUAGAAGCUUGA
Messenger RNA from Auanema sp. JU1783, 1401 nucleotides. The record is from the annotation of a GenBank genome assembly. NCBI's taxonomy places the organism in Eukaryota, Metazoa, Nematoda, Chromadorea, Rhabditida, Rhabditidae.